Messenger RNA from Venustampulla echinocandica, 2490 nucleotides. RefSeq lists its product as uncharacterized. Bases 1 to 2490 code for a protein of 829 amino acids. The transcript has 4 exons. Gene Ontology annotation, biological process: DNA-templated transcription; regulation of DNA-templated transcription. Gene Ontology annotation, molecular function: DNA-binding transcription factor activity, RNA polymerase II-specific; DNA binding; zinc ion binding. Lineage: Eukaryota; Fungi; Ascomycota; Leotiomycetes; Helotiales; Pleuroascaceae. The record is from RefSeq and is a predicted model, not a curated record.
AUGAUUGACGAACUCAGAGAUACUGAAAGCUACCGGGCGGAGCUUCGGAAAUCAGGGGUUGUGGUUAUUGAUUUCUAUUCAACGCAAUGUCCUCCUUGCAAGGCUGUUGCGCCAUUAUAUGAGAAGAUUGCGGAAAACAGGGAAAAUCAAGACUUCCGGUUCUUCAAGGCAAACUACACACAACCAUUCCCUCCGAACUCCUUCACUAAUGGUAACUUGGUGGCCAACAUUUGUGGCGUACAAGGACGGCCGGGAAGUGUGGCGGGCGAAGGUUCCAAACCCGCCAUCCCGGGAGCCGAUUUUAGACCUGGAGAGGUUUUUAGGGAGCCAGCGGAGCAGUUGACAGAUGCCGGUGCAAGUGCCGGUGCAGUGUGUUAUGGGCAGGCGUUUGUAAUCUUACUACUUGGCUUGGCCGAAAAUCAAUAUUCGCACGCCAACCUUAUCUCUACCACGAACACCGCCGGAACCUGUGAGAGUACAGAAACACCUGCAACAUCUACACCGGGCCAUUUAUCCUUUCUCGCUCUUCCUCCAGGGGCAUGGCGCGUCUCCUACGGCAUGCAUGACGAUACACUGGCCUUUUCUCGUCGGCACUCGGCGGCGAACCGGCCUACAGCUCUAGCUUGCGCGGAGUGUAGGAAGAAACAUCUCAAGUGCGAUUCCAAGCGUCCGGAAUGCGCGCGUUGUGUAGACACACGCUCCGUUUGUAGCUACGAAGUAUCGCGCCGUGGACAUCGUGGAACAGCAUCGCGAUCGCGACACACAUCGGAGAAUGGCCGUUCGCCGGAAAGCCAGAGAAUCUCAGGCUCGGUGGUACAGCAGUCUUUGCCCCAAAUAAGACUACUCCCGAAGCCGAUGGGAUUAAUGCCCGUACCAGAUCAAGAGCAGCGCGAGCCAGAGCGGCGAUCACAACUCCAGCUUCAUCAACAACAACCACCACCACAACCACAACCUCAUCAACAACAACAAUCACAACCUCACCAACAACAACAGCCACAACAUAAUGAACAGCAGCAGGGCCAUCCCCGGUCCCAGUCCCUGCCCCAGUCACCACAUGUGCCAUCUUUUGACGGUGGAUUUCAAAACCAGGUCACCGGAAGCGAUGCCAGUAGCUCGCCAUUUCCUCGAAACCUCUAUGAUGAGCAGCUAGUAAAUCUAUUCUAUAACAAUUUCCAUCCUGCACAUCCAAUCUUAGUCCCCAGGAGCUUCUUCGUUGGCCGAGCCUAUCCGCGUUACCUCCGGCAGGUUGUCCACUUCAUUGGAAGUCAUUUCUCCACCACCGUGUCAAGUGACUCACUUCUAGCAAGCGUGGUGGAAGAACUUCAAGAUGAGAAUCAGAAAACGUCCGCGAUGGUGCAAGCUAGACUACUUUGCUCCAUUGCACUUCACGCCCGGAACGAGACCAAGGAUGCACAAGCGUUGCUGAAGAACGCUAUCGGCCUAGCCAUCGAUCUAGGUAUGCAUCAAAGAUUUUAUGGCACAAUACCCAUGGUCCUUGAAGCACGGGAGCGAGAGAGUAUGCGAAGAACUUGGUGGGAGCUCUUCAUUACAGACUCAUACUUUGCUGCCCUGUAUCGAUUAGAGGGAUUCAAAUCCAGCACCGGCUACAACAAUGUGCUCCUCCCGUGCGAGGAAUCCGAGUACAUGAGCGAGUCACCCGUGUUCAACCCCCCUUCACUAUCUCAAUUCGAGGCCCGGAUUUUUGCGGUCGAAGAAAGGGAGUUCUCCUCAUUCUGCUACAGAAUCGAAGCAGUCCGCAUCCUCUCACGAGUGAUUUCCGUAGCCGGAACCAACAGCCUCCACAUAGAUCAGGUUCAAGCCAUCGAUAAUGUGAUCGCCGGCUGGACACACCACCUCACGCCGGCCAAGGCAGAUAUCAUCAACCACUACGGCGAAGGCGACGAGCUACUCUUCCAAGCCCACAUGAUCGUCCAAUACGCCGGUAUGUUCCUGCAUUUCCCGCGCAGCGAUCUUAUCUCCACCAUUCCAGACUCGGCCAUCGCCUGCGCGCAGAGCGAAACCCUAGUUCCGCCUACCUCCCCCCAGCAUCUGCAUGGGAUCAAGGCUGUGGAGGCUUCAAAGGAGCUAGCUAAUCUUGCGGCCUUAAGACUACCUGUUCAGAGGCAUACGCCGUUCUUUAUCUGCGGGCUGGUGAGCAGUGCGAUUGUGCAGCUGUCUGCUUCGGCAAAACAUGGGACGUAUUGUAUUGAACAACACCGUGAUCGCGUAUCCUUGAUCAUUGGUGUACUCAGAACGCUCAGUAAAAACUGGGCGUUGGCUCAAGCGGCGCUUCAUGAGUUAAAACAGGUCGCUGGCGAAGUGUUGCAGAUUAGCCCCGGCCUAGCCUCCGAGUCUCUACAAGAUGAUCAAUCGUCUGCCGUAGGAUUUCACCCCGUCAUUGAUAACUCCUGGCUUAAUAGUAUCGACUUUGAGGGUGUGCAGGGGCUCUUGCAAUUUGGGUCUGACCUUGUCUUCCCUAAUACGAUCUAG